CCUACACACCCACAUCUAUCAAGACCGCACAUUCACAUUUCAUAGUUCUACUGUAAAUUAGAUAGAGGGAGUCUCAUACUAGCUCGUCAUUCACAGACAAUUUACAAAAAAAAAAAUACAAAAUAAUAAUAAUAAUAAUAAUAAUAAUAAUAAUAAUAAUACAACAUGGAGUCUACUCCAGAUCCAACAAGCGAUCCGGGCAACAGCGCCUCAGAGCCAGCUACCCCGCUCAGGGACACCCCGGUAAACCUGGAGACUCUCCGAAAAGCUGAACAUCCAGUCCCCGUUCGAAGGCAGAGCUGCUCGAGUACCAACAGAGGUAUUACAGGAACAAAGAAGACACACACUUCUCAAAUCGAAAUUAUUCCGUGCAAGAUCUGUGGAGAUAAAUCAUCAGGAAUCCAUUAUGGGGUUAUAACUUGUGAAGGCUGCAAGGGCUUCUUCAGGCGAAGUCAGCAGAGCAACGCCACAUACUCCUGUCCUCGUCAGAAGAACUGUCUGAUCGACCGAACCAGCCGCAACCGUUGCCAGCACUGCCGGCUGCAGAAGUGUCUCACUGUCGGAAUGUCACGAGAUGCCGUCAAGUUUGGCAGAAUGUCUAAGAAACAACGAGACAGCCUGUAUGCGGAAGUGCAGAAACACCGAAUGCAACAGCAGCAGCGGGAUCAUCAACAGCAGCCCGGAGAGGCUGAGCCACUCACGCCCACCUACAACCUCUCCACCAAUGGGCUGACAGAGCUGCACGAUGACCUCAGCAGCUACAUUGACGGCCACACCCCCGACGGCAGCAAAGCGGACUCUGCAGUCAGCAGCUUCUACCUGGAUAUCCAGCCUUCACCUGACCAGUCUGGCCUGGAUAUCAACGGGAUCAAACCAGAACCCAUCUGUGACUUCACCGCAGGUUCCGGUUUCUUUCCGUACUGCUCGUUCACGAAUGGGGACACCUCUCCCACAGUGUCAAUGGCAGAGCUAGAACAUUUGGCACAGAAUAUCUCUAAGUCACACAUGGAAACGUGUCAGUACUUGAGAGAGGAACUACAACAAAUGACCUGGCAGACAUUCCUGCAGGAAGAAAUGGAGAACUACCAGAACAAGCCCCGGGAGGUCAUGUGGCAGCUGUGUGCAAUCAAAAUCACAGAAGCUAUCCAGUAUGUGGUGGAGUUUGCCAAACGCAUUGAUGGCUUCAUGGAGCUGUGUCAGAAUGAUCAAAUAGUGCUUCUUAAAGCUGGUUCGUUGGAAGUUGUGCUGGUCAGAAUGUGCCGUGCCUUUGACUCUCAGAACAACACAGUGUAUUUUGAUGGAAAGUAUGCUGGUCCAGAAGUUUUCAAAGCAUUAGGCUGUGAUGACUUGAUCAGCUCUGUCUUUGAGUUUGGAAAAAACUUGUGUUCUUUGCAUCUGUCUGAAGACGAGAUUGCGUUGUUUUCUGCGUUUGUGUUGAUGUCUGCAGAUCGAUCCUGGCUUCAAGAAAAGGUAAAGGUGGAGAAGCUUCAGCAGAAAAUCCAGCUGGCUCUUCAACACGUCCUGCAGAAGAACCACAGAGAGGAUGGAAUACUGACAAAGUUGAUAUGCAAAGUGUCAACACUGCGAGCACUGUGCAGCAGACAUACAGAGAAGUUGACUGCGUUCAAAGCAAUAUACCCGGACAUUGUGCGUGCCCAUUUCCCUCCUUUAUACAAGGAGCUCUUCAGUUCAGAGUUUGAGCAGCCAAUGCCCAUUGAUGGGUAACAGCCGCUCUCUCAAGCGAACAUUGUCUGGAAUGUUUGAAGUACCAGAGCUGAAUGAAUCUGAGACACUUUACGGAGCCCUGCAUAAACCAGGAGAGCCGACACGCUGCACAUUUGGGGAUUAUUAUUUUAUAAUUUUUCUGUUUUAUGGGUGGGUGGGAUGUGAUCUCAAGGGGAAGGGAGAGGAAAUACUUAUAAUUCUACAUUAUUUAACAUUGAACUUGCCUUUACCGUGCAUAUGGUUUUCCGUUUCGAAAUGUGGACCUUUUUCUAGCCCUACUUUUAACAUUUAACCCCCACUCCCUGAGGUGAGUUGCCUGAAGAAUAUCUAAUUGACAAGCCUCAUUUUAUAAUAAAAUAAUAACAAGCAUUUCGGGUUAUGCAUAGAGCUUUACAAUAGGGACUUGUGUUCCUCUUUUUAAUGUUCACACUGCCAUGAUAUAAACUACAGGUCAUGUCUGCAGCGAUCGUAGCAAACCUCUGUGGAAUAUGGAGGAUAUUCUUUGGGUUUUUUGUACAGUUUAACAGCAUUAUAUAGAAACAGUGCUCACGUCUAUGAUGACUACAGUUCACGUUCCAUUGCCUUAGUUCUGCUCAAGCUUAACCUCAGGGUCAUAGUUUCUUUUGACCAAGAAAGUUCAAACAACUAUCCACAGAGUUGCUCCAGUUUUUGAUUUGGGGUUGGGCGACCAAGCCAACAAUUUCCUUAGUAAAAACAAUCAAUAUUCUUCAAUUCACUCCUAUUUUCAAUGAUAAUAAUGUUGUAUUAAAAUUGGUGUCAGUAGUUUUGAGGUUUUAUUUUAUUUUCUUCUUUGAGAUUCUUAAAUGACAGCGGCAUCUAAUGGACAGAAGCCUGCACAGUAUUUCAUGAUUGCAGUUUUGUCAGGAGCUGAGUGACUAGUGCAAGGAUCUUCUGCUUCUGCUCUCCACAAAACAACAUGAAGCAAUCAAGAUAUGGAAACUAUAUGCAUCUGUAGGUCAAGUUCAAAACUUGUGUAUGAAGUGCGCAGAUGGGCAAAUGCAGCGAGAGAGCACAGUGGUGACAAGUCAGCCUGCUGGCAAUCCUGAUAUGAACUGCACCUUUUCUACAGACAAUCCAAUAAGAGCAAUGCAGAAUUCUGGUAAUUCUAGUUGAAAACACAAAGACUGUCAAAGGACUCCAUUCUCCGUGGUUGCUAAGUGGAAUCAUGCAAGGCCACCUGCCAUCAGUUCUUCACGUGGGUGAACAGUGGGUACCAACAGAAAAAGGGUCCACAAAACCAGUUUUAUAUUGUACUACAGGGUAUAUGGUCAUAAGUACUAUACAGGAAAAAAACAAAUAAUAAUGUUUAUAGAUUCUAUUUUAAAUAACAUGUAUAUUAUUGAUAGUUAGCAUAUUCUUUAUUGUUGAAUUGAUAAGGCACUUUUUUGUUUUUGUUUGCACCUUUAAUUUAAGACUCGUGUAUUACCUAUUGCUGUGUUGCAUGUGCACAAGAAAUACAAGUUUAAGUGCAACAUUGUGGAAGGAGACUGGAAAGAUGUAGAUGCUGCUGAUUACUUGGCUUGUACUGUUGUGGUCAUUAGGAGAGGGUUGGUCAUUGCAGAAAGAUUGAGAUGUAGUAAACUUAAGCUUCAGUACGUGUCCUUCACAAGCAACUGUCAACUCAUUUUGGAGACUAUAACAAAGAAACAUGUUUACAGCUGCAGAACUGCCACAAAGGCAUAUUUGUAGGCUUCUAUGCACAGCACCCAAAUAUUGUAGUUGUUUUUUUUUUAUGGUGACAUGAAGGGCUAGAUUGACUUAUCUUUUGCUCCAGUCUAAAAAUGUGCACCAUUUUUUUUAAGACUGACAAUGUUACAAAAAUAGGAAGGAACUUUCUGUGAACAUAACUUUUUAAAAAAAUUUAAUUAUUUCUAGAAAAAACAAACAAUUGAAAGAAUUUCCCGGGAGCAAAGGGCAUCUAUCCCCAAAGAGUCUCUUAUAGGGGAAAUGGUUCAUUCAUUUGUAAGCCCUACUGUACCAGUUUGGUUUGUUUGCCCCCAUCUGCGACAAAACUGGACCCCAAUUCUCCAGCACUCAUACAACAUACUGGAUACGUAUGCCUUUUAUCGGGAGGUAUUCUGAGAAUAUCAUGCUGGAGUUUGGAAAGUGACCCAUGUUUUGUAUGUGUGUCUUCAUUUCCAUUUUCACUUGAUCUGCUGGACUGUUUUGUCUUGAUUGUAUUCUGUGCAGCUCCACUGUAAACCUUAAACAACCAACCCCCUCCAUUAGAUACUGCUUUAAACAGAAGCUUGGGCUUUGUAGGAUUGUUGGAAGGUAGCUAAUGUAUACAUUGUGAAAGACCGUUAUUACGAGUUUCAAUCUGCUGGCAUUUAAAACCAUUUCCGUUUUAGGAAGAUUUUUUUUUUUUUUUCUUAUAGAAUGUAGGGUGACAGGAAAGUCUUAACAGAUCUAAGUAGGUUGAUAUUAACCAUUUAAGUCCUGGUGGGACCUCAAGGUCCAGCCUUAGCGCCGUAUGUUAAUAUGUGCUGUCGGAAAUCAUGUUGGAACUACACAGGUUCCUUUUUGAAUGAUGCAACUUAAUUUCAACAAAAAUAAUUCAGGACUGAAAGAGUAAAUCUGCAAUUCUGUUUUAUUUCAAUAGAUGGAGCUGUUUUUUCAUAUAUUUUAUGGUAUCCAAUUGUGCAACCUAAUGGUUCAAAACAAGACAGCAGCCUAACAAGCAGUAGGAAAAUACACCAAGAUGAGUUAAUAAUAUUAUUUGUACAAGCCUGGAACUGGAAAAUGCUGCUGCGAACAGCAGCAGUGCUCGUUUCAAACAAAUGUUUGGAGGUUUUUCACAUCAAGCUUAGUUUACAGUUUCACUUCACAUCUUGUGUGUGUGGCUACUUCUCAGUCCAUGUUGUUUUGUCCACAAGGAAAUAUGACAGUAACAGCUGAAGUUUGGUGAAAGAUGUAUAUUAUUGAAAGCCUUGUCUGGUAGAAAAGUUUCUAUUUUUUUAACCCUUAAACAGACGAAAGGUGGUAUUUAAUAUUCCUGCAAUAAUAAUAAUAAUAAUAAUAAUAAUAAUAAUAAUAAUAAUAAUAAUAAUAAUAAUAAAUACGAUUUUGUAAUGCAAGACAAUGAUAGCUGUGUUUUCUAAAGGCGUCCCUUUUUGUUUCUUGCUGGUUAAACUUUUUUUUUUGUUUUGUCUUAACUGAAUGUGCCAUGGUAGAAUGCAUGUGGUGUUUGUGUCAAUGAGAUAUUGUGUGUGUACAACAUUCCAAGAAACAAGAAGUAGAGUGGAAAUCAUAGUCGGGGUGUCAGAGUAGAAAGCUUGUAUGGCUGUUGCUUUUUUGCACAUGUUCUUCAUUCCUCUGUAGUGCAAUCUGUACACAUCGCAUUCGCGGAUGUACUGUAAUCCCUCAGGGAAGUUUUAGUGAUUUGUUUGCUUGGUUUUUUUAAUCAUUCAGUAUUUGUUUUGUGCGUAGCAGCCAGUUACUGAUCUUAUUAUACUCAACCUCAGUUUUAGAAUGGUGCUGAAAAGCCACCAGAACACCAGGCAUAGAUUGGACAUAGCAGGGCCAAGGCCACAAAUGUAAAUUAACUAGUUGUGUCUUCUUUGGGACUAAAGUAAAACCAUUACUUCUAAUAAGUAACAGUUCCUUUUUAAUAUACAAAACCAGUACAUACAGAUUACUUAAUAUUCCUAUAUAAUGUGUGUGUGUGUGUGUGUGUAUCUGGGCUGUUAUCCAGUAUUUCCCAUUUUCAUAUUAAUAGUUCAAGUAAAGUCUGUAUCAUUAUUGAUAUUGUUUAUUUUCACUCUAAUAACUUCCCUAGUGCUGCCUGUUAAUCUAUGUUGUGCCUCUACGUACCAUCUUAACUUUAUGUACAUGUUUUAUAACACCCGUCAAAAUGUAGCUUAAUGGUACAAUAUAGUAACGUCGUCUAAUGGCGGAUUUGAACUUUACUACAGGUACAGGCAGCCAAGCUAUCUUUUUUUUUUGUUGUUGUUAAGAUUGCGGUUUUAAGGCUUCUGUUCAUAUGUUGUACUUCAACACUUCAAACAUGUUUAAACACAGUUUUUAAAAAGUGAAGUAUUUUUAUUUGAAACUCAAAGGCAGUACAACUUGAACUACUUUUUAGCCACUGAUGUUGCAGAUCUAAAAUAUUAUUUAAAUACUGUAUGUGCUGUGUCCUGACUAUGAUAUAUUACGUGAAUCUACAUAUAUUUAAAUUACGGUUUCUCAGCUAUGCAUGGUUUAAUUUACUUAUUUAAAUUCAAAGGAACAUAUACAUUCUAAUGAAAUACAUAAUAAACUAUAUAUAUUUUUUUUAAAUUCAAAGCAUUAUUUGAACAAUAGGGUUCUAUAUAUUCUGCAUGUGGAGCAAUUACUUAGUUCCUUUUCUUUGAAAUAAUAAUAAUAAUAAUAAUAAUAAUAAUAAUAAUAAUAAUAAUAAUAAUAAUAAUAAUAAUAAUAAUAUGAUGGUGUUAUUUUGUCCCAGACUCAAAGAAGACACAAUUUACCCUCCCCAUACUAUAAUUUAGGAUGUUUUUUUAAUGUAUUUAAACAAUUGGCUUUUUGUCUAAAAUAACCUAAGAGAUAAAAGGCACAUUCAAAAUAUAACUGUGAAUGACAAUCCAUUUGAAUUCGCACAUUUGGCCCAUUGUUUGAGUUGGGGAAUCAUUUUGAAUUCAGUGCUCAGGGAGAAUCACUGUAAAGAGUAUUAGAACAGGAAAGUAACCAGUAGGAGUGUAUAGAGUAUACAAGAGCCGUCUCUUAGGCGGUAAGUAUAGGCUCACCAAGGUGUUGUGGUAAUCGUAAUGUUUUAAAAUGACAGUAUUCAUAUCCGAUCAGAAGGAUAUCAGAAUGAACAUGAAGUUAUGAGUUUAUGGUUUACAACCUCUGUUACAUUAAGCAUUGCCGUCUUUACUGCAGCCCUGUUUCCAAGGCAGACUUUGGCUGGCAAAACUUGUGUCUUUUUGCUUUACUUCUUGUUUUGUUUUUAGUUUUUUAGUUUUUUUUUUGUUUCUUACAGUUGGGCUUGCUUUUGAAAAACUAUUUCCAGAAAGAAAGGCCCUGAAAGGAUCCCUUAUUAUGAUACCAUGACAACAUAGUGCCAAAAAAAUACCUCCCUUGAUCCUUAUCUAAGCCUGCUGCACUGGGCAUCGCUAAUACGGGUUCUAUAGGGUACUGCAGUUGAACCUCUAUUAAAACUGUGGUCAGUCAACCGGUGCUAAAAGGGUCUGGUUAAAGUGAAUGUUCCACACACCUCAACAGUGCUAGGUUCAUGAGAUCUUAUGUACAGUAGUUCCCCAAAAGAUGUUGCCACUCUAGUAUAUCUGCAACUUGUAUAUGACAUUAUUACGGGUGAAUUCAGUUUAUUAAAGCAAUACAAAUCAAAAAAUGGAGCAAGAAAAAAUCAUUUUGAAUUGAGCCACUAUUUCAAACAAUGGUCUAAAUGAAUUGGAGGUUGAGAGGAAGGGGCUAAGCUGGCUGCUUCCUUUGUCUGUGCUUGCUGUGUUUGUCUGCUCCUGAGUGGAGUUGUGUGCAGGAGUGAUGUAGUCUUAUUUGUAGCUGAUAAACGGGUUGACUGGCAGCUUAAAAGCUGGUUUCCCAGUUGUGUUUAUAUGUAAUCACAGGACGAGCCCCAGACAAGGCUUUAAAAUGUUUAAGAACCGCAGUGUCAGGUGGUGAGUUUGUAAAAUAUUUUCCUUUUUGUUUUCUUGUUUUUUCAGUAGUCCAUCUCAUUGCACCUUUUUAACAAUACUCGCAUUUCCAAAGUACAACAGACAUACUGUAUGUAUGAAAAAAAUUAAUAAAUAAAACAUUUAGCCAUAACUGAAUGUCAAGCAAUAAUAUAAAUGUUUUUUUUUUUUUUUUUUUUUUUUUUUUUGAUGUGCAUAGGUUAAAGACCUUUUAGACAUCUGCAUGUAAAUACAAUCUCUAAUUUAUCUCAUAUGAUUUCCAGCAGUGCAAAGUGACUGAUUCUCUUCCUAUGUUGAAAACUAAGGACUUGUGAUGGCCUGUACACAUCUUUUUCUCUCUCUUUCUCUAUCUGCUUUUAAGUCACAAUAUUUAAUGUUAUUAUUGAUCACACUUAUAGAGUUAACUUUAUAACUUCUGUCUGUAUAGGUAAGAAGAAGAUACUGCUAUAAAAUGCCUACUCAGUGCAAAGAUGUAUCUGUUUAUUAAAUACAACAAUAUGCUGUACAAUAUCUGUUUUAGUAUACUAUCUCUUUUAGACAUAGUUUGAUGGAGCUAGGGUGUGCACAUUUUAUUUUGUGUUAUUCUGAUGUGUGGUGCUAGGUAAGUUACUUUUGUGAACAAAACCUUGAUUCCUAGACUAGGACACCCUAUUCGUCCAAUUUAUUUCACUGAGCAUUGAUGCAUUAUUAAUAUUAGUACUAUUAAUAAUAAUGAUAAUAAUAAUAAUUAUAAUACCCAGCCAGCACCUGUAUCAGAGUGUUAGACUUGGGAUGUGGCUUUUUUUCCUCGCUUUAAGAUCAUUAGCUAAUUUGUGCACAAAUGACAGAUUUAAGUAUGUUACAGAUUUGGGAAGUUUUUUUGUUUCUUAGUACCUACAGUGAAAACCACUGGUAGCUUUUUAAAUGUCACAUUUACAAAAAUGUUAAUCUCGUUCAGCUGAAAGUGUGACAGUUCUUCUAUAAUAUGGCACAAUUUAUUCUUUUGCUCAAAAGAAACAACAUUUAUGUAUGGGAUACUGUUAGGGAGACAGCUAUUGUAAAUCCAGCAAAACAGUGGUUAAACUGAAGAAGCCAUGGUUUUCACAUGCGUAUUUUGUUUUGUUUUUUCAAAUACUGUAGGUGCUUGCAUGUUUGUCCAUUUAAGGUUUCAAUGGACUUGUAAGCACAAAUCGUAUUCAGUUUGUUAAAUCAAAUUCUCCAAGGCAAAAACAUUAACAACAUUUUUCUAAACCUUUACAUGAUUAUGUAUUCUGUUCUUUUUGAAGUCAAUAUCAGCCAGAAUAUGUUGGCAUAAACCCUUCAUUUUUAGCACAGCGUUAAAGAUUGUACAAAUGUUUUACCCUAUUUUUUUACACUGAGUGUGUGUUUAUAUAUAUUAGCAAAUUAUAUUUAUCCUGUGUUUUGAAUUAUCAACGUUUUUUUUAACGUACAUAAAAAGUAAACACCACAACAUAAAAAUGAGGCAGAUGGAUAUUACAAACACAGACUAUAGACAUUUUUCAUUUUAUAUUCUAAUGUAGACCAAAAUAAAUACAAGUUGCUGGAUACACAUUCUGGCUGACGUUGUAUAACAAAAGGAACAUGGACAAUUCAAUGUCAUUCAUGUAAAUCACAGCCUAAAGCAAAAGUAAUGGUUUCAAAUCACAUGCUGUACUUGCAGAGUAUACAGUUUUAUUUGAUAACAUGAUCAAUCAAAUCUGGUAAAACUAAAUACUAAUGCAUUGUAUUUGUAAGUUCAAAAUGUGUAUUUUUUAUGAAUGUCUUGAAUAUGCAGCCACUGGUUUUCGUAUGCAGUUUAUUGCUGAUUUCUGUAGGGUUGUCAGUAGAGGAGGGUGUUGUCCAGUAUUUUUCUAUCCCUUUGUAACCCAACAGGUCUUGGGAAUCUGUAGCCCAUCUGUUUAGUGGGGCAGGAAUGUUAUAUGGGUAUGUCAGUGUUCGCUAGUGAUCUUAAAAUAACUACAAAGGAUCAUGUAACUCUAUUCACCUCUUUUAAAUAUAUGAGUAGUUUCUUCACAAUGGUAGUUUUGCUCCUCUUUGUCUGAUUCCUAAAUAAAAUAAGUAUUUUGAUCCAUUUUUUUGUAAAUACCGCUGUAAAGAAAAAUAAGAAAUGUAAUGUUGUCUUUUAAAUACUUUUCAUUCUAAUAUGAAUGUUGUUAUAUUGUACUUAGAAACCGUACCUUUAAUAUUAUCUUUAUUAAAAGUGCAUUGGACACAUCGAUUUUAGAUGUGCUUUAUGUGCUGUUAUCCCAUAAUAAAAAUUACAGCUUGUA
Polyodon spathula (Mississippi paddlefish) is the source of this 9664-nucleotide messenger RNA. It is a transcript of the gene roraa, whose product is annotated as RAR-related orphan receptor A, paralog a. Gene Ontology annotation, cellular component: nucleus. The coding region runs from base 166 to 1725 and encodes 519 amino acids. Lineage: Eukaryota; Metazoa; Chordata; Actinopteri; Acipenseriformes; Polyodontidae. The record is from RefSeq and is a predicted model, not a curated record. The transcript has 11 exons. Gene Ontology annotation, molecular function: zinc ion binding; RNA polymerase II cis-regulatory region sequence-specific DNA binding; nuclear receptor activity. Gene Ontology annotation, biological process: regulation of transcription by RNA polymerase II.